UUCCACGCUAUCCGGCAGCUGAACGAGAGUUCAAGUGAACCGGAUAAUCAGAGAAAGCAAAAUUGGAAUUUUUUGGAUUUUGGACUGGCGCAUCCAUUCUGUAAAGAAGGAAUUUCAAAUAGCUUUCGGAUAUUUUUUUCUAUCUUUUGCAAUUUUAAAUAACCGCUCGGUUCCAAAUGAUAGUUUUACUUCAUUUCUGAUAGCAAUUAAUUAGAUACAAAGAAAAAAAUGGAGCGUUUGGACCGAAUUAGUAAUGACUUAAAACGUAAAAGUAGAAAAUAUUUAAUGAUGUGCAACUCAAAUUGCUGAAUUGUUAUAAUUAUGAAAUUCAGAGAAAAUAUGAAUCUCUAUUAUUGUUUUACUAAAGCAUCAUUUAAUUUUAUUGUUUCUUUUUCUGAUAAAGUUAAAAUUUUCGGAACAAAACCAAAAUCAUUGUUACAGAAUAUAACUCAAUGAGCUAGUUGUAGACUUUUCAAUGUAGCUUUUGGUGUCUUAUGCUUUUUCUCUUCAAUUCUCAAUCGAUAUAGAAGUAGAUUGUAAUUUAGCGUAGAUUUCAGGGGCAAACUAGCAACAACUACUUUCUUUCGUGACUGUAGGUAAAAUAGUUAGACGGUAGAAACCUGAAAAACUUGAAGGAUUUUUACUGGAGUUAGACACGUCGAUCUUUGUGGUCAAUAAGCAUAGACUUUUUAAUCCCUUAAAUACGAAAUAUAUCAUUGGAAAUUUGCCUUAUAGGUAACGUAUAUAUAUCUUCUGACAAGGAAAAACAACCAACCCAAACUUCCUCGAUUUCAACCAAAGAAAAAUAUUUUCAUAACUUACUAUCGUCGGAAGCUAUAAAUCGAAUUGGUGCAUAUUUAUAAUUAGAAGUUGAAUAGAUGAUUGAAUAUUUAAGGUAAUCACAGGACCAAAAUGAUGUUAUUUUUCACCCAGUUUUCUAAGAAGUCAUGAAACACAGUGCCUGGAGUUAAGUUGAGAAAUAUCUAUAGUAUUCGUUGAAAUGAUGAAAGUAGAAGCUUACUGAAGGUAACCGAAAGACAUUGUGCAUGCAGUUUUAAAAUAAGGAUUUGCUCCGAUGAAUGUCAACAAUACUUCACAAUGAAAAGUUCCCAGCGGUUGGGUUCCCGGGACGUCCUGAUGCGGCGUGGCUGCCGGGAAUGGCGCUAGCGGGUGUGCCAUGAACCUGGAUGCCGAGAACCGCGUCGUCCUGAACGUGGGGGGGAUCCGGCACGAAACCUACAAGACUACUCUGAGGAAGAUUCCAGCCACUCGCCUAUCACGGUUGACAGAGGCUCUGGCCAACUAUGAUCCUGUACUCAACGAAUACUUCUUCGAUCGGCACCCGGGGGUCUUCGGACAGAUCCUCAACUACUAUCGCACCGGCAAAUUGCACUACCCUACAGACGUCUGCGGGCCCCUCUUCGAAGAGGAGCUUGAAUUCUGGGGACUUGAUUCAAAUCAGGUGGAACCGUGCUGCUGGAUGACGUACACACAGCAUCGCGACACCCAGGAGACGCUGGCGGUGCUGGAUCGGCUGGAUUUGGACACAGAAAAGCCGAGCGAUGAGGAGAUCGCACGCAAGUUCUGCAUGGAGGAAGAUUACAACAACGGCACAUUAUCCUGCUGGCAGCGGAUGAAACCAAAGAUAUGGUCACUUUUCGAUGAGCCUUACUCAUCGCUGUGGGCUAAAAUCAUUGGAGUGAUGUCGGUGUUCUUCAUCUGCGUGUCCAUCCUGUCCUUCUGUCUGAAGACACACCCCAACAUGCGCGUGCCGGUGAUCCGCAAUGUGACCGUGCUGGACACCACGACCAACAAGGUCGCCUGGACCCUGGAUAAGGUGCGCACCAACCCGCAUGACGCCUUUUUCUUUAUCGAGUGUGCUUGCAACGCUUGGUUCACCUUCGAGAUCUCGAUUCGCUUCGUCGCCUGCCCCCGCAAGUUGGAAUUCGCGAAGGGGGCCGUCAACGUCAUCGACUUCACGGCCACCCUCUCCUUCUAUAUCGACCUGGCCCUACAGAAGUUCGCCGCUCACCUCGAGAAUGCGGACAUCCUUGAAUUCUUCAGUAUCAUCCGGAUCAUGAGGUUAUUCAAACUGACUCGCCAUUCUGCUGGUCUCAAAAUCCUCAUCCAAACUUUCAAGGCUAGUGCGGGGGAGCUUAUACUGCUCGUUUUCUUCCUCGUCCUGGGGAUAGUCAUUUUCGCCUCCCUCGUCUACUAUGCAGAGAGGAUACAGGCCAACCCCAACAAUGAUUUCACCAGCAUCCCUUUAGGACUCUGGUGGGCCCUGGUCACCAUGACCACCGUGGGCUAUGGGGACAUGGCCCCCAAGACAUACGCAGGCAUGUUCGUCGGCGCCUUAUGCGCCCUUGCGGGUGUGCUGACUAUCGCACUUCCCGUGCCUGUCAUUGUGUCCAACUUCGCCAUGUUCUACUCGCAUACACAAGCUCGCGCCAAGUUGCCCAAGAAGAGAAGACGAGUGCUCCCCGUGGAGCAGCCCCGAGGCCUAAGGGGCAGAGGCAUACCAGGAGCAGGUGGGGACAGGAGGAUGAAUGCUUUGAAACACCCGCAAGACGUGCCAACACCUAAACUGGGUGAGAAGGAACCAAUGCUUAACCACAACCGUGAGGAGACCCCUGCCGCCCCGCCUGUUCGAAAUCGCAGGCAGAGUGCUAUCGACAGAGCCGCCAGGCUAGUGGACAUACACCACACCGUCGUCCACGUGUCCACCGAAAUCGCAGUUGCAGGAGAGGUGGUUAAGUCACCAGAGAGAACGGGCAACGGCAGCCCUGGCAGCGGCCUGCUGACCAAGUCGGAAGGCCCGAUCAACUCAUCCGGAACCGGCAACAAAACAGUCGAUGCUUAAACGCGACGAACUCUGACAAAACAUCAUAUCUGUGGAAUGACGAACUUCUCUAUAAGUGGCUUCAAAACCAAAUCAGGAAAAGAGUUUAUCGUUUUUAGAGGGAAAUUCUCUCUGGUAUCUCAGAAAAGCAGGACAAUUAGACUGGAUCUGUUAAGGCUAGAACCAGACAUAGAAAAUAGUACUGUGGUCAAAAAAUAGUAAUGGGCAUUAUUUCAUGAAAUAUAAAUUUUAAUUCAUUGAUCUAUAUUUAUACUGACUGCUUUUCUCAAUCCUCGAAGAAUGAUUAAACGUCGUUCCAGAAUUAAUUAAAUUUUUUCAUGUCCUGCUUCAGUAUAAUCGAAAACCGCGAAGUGAUAUAUUUAAAAAUGAAGUCACAAGCUGCUGGUAAAUAUGAAACUAGCCGGAGCGAAUUUCUGUUCAAAAUUCAUGAGUAAAAAGAGGAUUUGAUAAAAUCCCCUGUCUUGGCUCAAAAUUUAUUAGAUAUUGUGCUAGAUAUCAGAAUAUUUUACACUAUUUCUUAAUGGAAACUUCUCAAAACACACUAAUCUGAUUAAAGUUCGGAUAACUGGUUAGAAUUUGUUAAACUCAAACACCGUAACAAUAUUUUUAAAAAAAUUGUUGAUAUUUGAGACAUUUUCUGCCUUAAAAAAAAGACAGGCAGGUUAUUAUCACUUAACUCAUUAAGAAAUUAAAAUAAAAUGUAUAAAACAUUCUCUAACAUGAUUUCUAUAAAUAAAUUCAAUUCUUCUACCAGGAAAUAUCGGAUAUGCAAUUAUUAUACUACUAUUUUAAUUAUCUGCAGCUAACAGGAUAGCAUUUCCAAACGGAACGCUCCCGGUCCACAGCCUGUAGUUUGAACCAUUUUACAUUUAUCAAAAAUUCUUAUUAUUCAUAAAGCGUCUUCUCAAAAGAUUUUCAACAUUACUGCAAAUUUUUGCAGCAGAAGCAAGAUUUAAACCAUUUCGGUAACUUUAAAUGUUCUAUUUAUUAAAAUUUCAAUGAAAAUGAAACGCGAAUUUUGUCUAAAUGUGAUCAAAGAUUGUGUUGAAAAAUUGUAGAAAUUUAUAAAUGACUUGCUGCAAGCGCUUCUUUAAAAAGCUUUUUUUAUCAAUAAUUGUUAUAUGCUUCAAAUAUCUCCACGGUAUUUCAUAUUUUUUGUCAUCAGAAAUUUAGUUAAGAAAACAAGCAGGAAAAUUGUAUUUUUCGUUAUGCUACAUGGGCCACUUUGUAUACUCUCUUACUGAAUAUUGAUGAAUGUAGUCGUAACUUCAGAAGAGUAAUGUAAACAGUCUUUUAUAUCGGACAUUUCAAAUUAAUUAUUCCUAAUACUUCUUGAUCACAGUAUCAUCAUCUUUUGGGAAAAAAUAUUCUGUGCAAUUACUACUACAGACAAGCCAGAACAAGGCCGGCUGUAACCUUGCAGAAAUGCCUUCAGAUAUAACAAAUAGCAAUCUUUCAUUCAAAUGCGUGGACCAAGUGUAAGUAGAUAUAUUCGCGCGGAGAACUCUCAUGUGACUUAUAAACUCGCAUUCUUCCACUUAAAUUAUACAGAUAUUAAACGACAGUUUCACUUUCAUCAAUAUAUAUAUAAUAUAUAUGUUUAAAUUUUCUAUAAAAUAACUGAAACGAAACGAAUUUUAGAAAAUUUCGGUUUUUGUUUGGAAACGACAUAUAACUGACUUUGUAAAUUACGAUACUGUAAGUAGAGAUGAAAAGUGAUAAGAAAAGAUUUGACAUAGAAAAUUACUUAUUAUUUGAGAUAUAUUUUUAAAAAAUAUAUAUUAGAAGUGUCGAUGAAGGUUUCGCCUAUCCUAGUAGCCAAAAGAUAUGCAAUAUUUUUACGAUAUUGUCCAGUAUUCAGAAUAUUGUACAGGUUGGUUAUGAUUAAAGAAACCUUUCUCAGACUUAUGUAUAACUCGUUUUCAUGGAUUAAUUUUGCUGAAACUUAUAUGCCUUGUAAGGACAGAGAGAAAAUAUUUUUACAACUUUUUACAAUAUUUUACAAAAAAAUCAGAUUUCGAAUCUUGGGUGAAAACACGGGGUAUUAACAAAUUUCGCAAAAAUUUGAUCGUUUCGAAAGUGAGGACGUAGUAGUUCCUCCAUUUAUUGGCCAAUCUAGAAUGUUCUAUCAUCUUGCCCGACCGUUAAAAAUUCUUGAGAUGUUCUCAAAAGACAAGAAUGGCUCGCUGUAGGAUAAUGUUGAUUUUCACAAAGGAGGGUUUCGAGGAUGGCCUUAAAGAUAGAGGGAUCGAGAAUGAAAUCCACGCCCAAAGAUCAACUAUGUAAUCAGAAUGCACAAACCGAGACAUGCAGUACUUAUUAUACCAGAGUUUUUAGCGUUUCUUAUUCUAUUCAGGAAUGAAAUGCAUCUCAUUAAGCCACAGAAUUCCUCAAAACCAUAUACUGUUAUUCUUGUCAAAAACUAGCAAGUGAAAUCAGUCAAAUGAUUCGGGUCUUCGGGCACUAUUUAGUUCGAAUCUUACGAAUAACAAUUCCUAAAGGAUUACAGAUAUUUUCACCCUAUAGAACAAAGGACAGUUUAAGUGAAAAUGUUCGAAUAUUUGUUGAAAAAUCUUGGAAACACGGCUUCCACAGUUUAAUUUGAAAUCUGAUUCUAUGCUCUUCUAGCAGCACAUCUCCUAUCUAAAUGUAAAACUUUUCAUUCAAAUUAAUUUAGCCUUGCAAACAUCGAUAUUCUCAACAGCGAAGUUUCAUUUUUGCUGCAGUUCUAAGAAAACAAUUCGAUUGGGAAAGUCCGAUCUUCCAAGAAAUGAGUUUUUCGACAUUCAUUAAGCACUUUAAAAGUUUUCUGACUUUUAUUUUUAUUUGCACAAAAAAAAAAUGUCGCAAUGGAGACCAAAAUUAAUAUUGCAGAAAUAUAUAUAUAUAGUCGAUAUAACAUGUGCACUAUUUAAAAGGAAAUGCGCACAUCAUAACUCUAUAUGCCACAGUAAGCUCGCUUUGACAAAACCAUCCUAUACAAUACCGUCAAAAUUCCAUGACAAUGUUGUAGAAUAUCUUGCGCUAUCUAUUUGGGUAAUAAUUUUGUUCUGUUUCAGUUUGAAUCAAUUGAAGAGUAAUUAUUAUGCGGUUCUGAUUGCAUUUUAUGACUUUUAUAAAAAGCAAAUUUAGAAAAUAGUUCUGCUAAUUACGAGUAUGAGUGAUGCAAACAUAAGAAUAUUCAAGUAGGCAGGUUAGUGUAGACCUGAUGAUAAUUAAUCCAAUAGAAUCAAUUCUUGUGAUGCGGCAAUCACACGACUGAUUGUUCUAAAAGUGCUGAAUGCUUCUAAAUGUUAUACUCUUAUCAUCCAUUUUUAUGUAAUUCUUUUAAAUAGAAUAAAAGGCGUAGCUGUUCAAUUUUUGUGUUACAAUGUAAAAGAAAAGGAUGAAUAGAUUUUUCAAACUUACAAUUAAAGCUCACAGAUUGUUAAAAGCAUAAAUUGAAAUAAUUCAAAAGAAAUUUUUAACUAAGGUAAAACAUGCUCUUUUAGGCACAUUUGCCUAUCAAUUAAGUUAGAAAAUAAAUGUAAUUUAAUAAAUAAUUUUAAGAAUCAUAUUACAGGUUUAAAAAGUGUCAAUUUAGUUUAGAUUAGACUAACUUUAAAAACGUUAACAAGCACGAACGGACGUAUUAGGACACAAAAUUGAAUAAUAUGAUAUGCCAAAUUUAAAUUUAAGUGCGAAAAUAAACACACUUCCCUUCUGUAGGAACUGGGCUUGUAUUUCCAGAGGAAAAAUAAAACAAGAAAUGAACAAUUUUUUUUUUUUCAAUGUAAAGAAUUGUUCUUAUGAGCAACGAAUAUAUGAUGCACAACAGAUUCGAAACUAACCUAAAAACAGGUUCAGCAUGGGAUCAUGAAAUUCCUCAUUUAAAGAGACUGCAGAAGUUGAAAUAAAAUGACGAAUAAUUAGAAUUUCAGAUUUGCCUUUACUUAAAAUUAUCAUUUUAUGUGUUCAAGAAAAAAUUUCGAACACUCAUCUAAUUUAUGAGGAAUAAAAAACAUUAAUAAACUAGGCUAUGAAGCAAAUAGUUACAGGAGACUAUAUGAUGAAUCAGGGAAGCUAUUUAAGAAAAGCAGUCUUACCCCUCCUUACAAAAUGAUGCACCAAAAUUCACUAAGACUGAUACGAAACUCAAUUCGUGUGACAUAACAAAUGUAAGUUGCCUUAUAUUGUGUUGUAACUAUACUUUUUCCUCCUGCAAGAAGAGCAAAGAAUUUCAAAAUUAGAUGAGGAUGGCGCACUUGACCUGCAACAUAGACAAGGAUCCCACUGAAGGGAAUAAGAAAAUUGCUUGCUUUAAAAAUUAGGAAUUUGUGAAACUGUUCUGAAAACUAAUUUACGACGUUAUCUUUAUUCAAUGUAGAAUUAGAUAAAUAAUUAAAAAUCAUAAACAAAGCCUAACCUUCUAUAUAUUAUAUAAAAAAUCGGAUACUGUAUUAUUUUUUAUCAUUUUUUUUUUAAUAUUUUCGCAAUUUUCCAUACUUGAAUCACUUUUUGUUUUCGAAAUCAAAUAAUUACGAAUCUAUUAAAUAUUCUUGCUUAUAAUAUUAAACAAUAAAUUAAAAACAUACUUUAGAUGCAUAUUCUUAUAAAAUUUGCAUCACUCAUCAAAAACUCUAGGGUUGCUUUUUUUAUUUAUUUAAUUUCUUUCCAUAUUUUUAAACUGACUUGGCGUCAAUAACGUUCUCGAUGAAAUGUGCACAACCUGUCUUGAAGACAGCUUGAGCAUUCUUCAGACAAAGCUCUGUACUGAUGAAUUCUGUAAAAUGUAAACAUUCCUAUUCAAAACAUCUUUUUGGUGCUUAUGAAAUGUACAAAAAUGUGAUCCCUGUUAUACUCAUGUCUCUUGUUUUAUUUCCUUAUA
Molecule: messenger RNA, 7730 nt
Organism: Argiope bruennichi
Lineage: Eukaryota; Metazoa; Arthropoda; Arachnida; Araneae; Araneidae
Product: potassium voltage-gated channel protein Shaw-like
Exons: 7
Coding region: 1178-2863 (561 amino acids)
Biological process (GO): protein homooligomerization; potassium ion transmembrane transport
Cellular component (GO): neuronal cell body membrane; dendrite membrane; voltage-gated potassium channel complex
Molecular function (GO): protein binding; delayed rectifier potassium channel activity
Source: RefSeq, a predicted model, not a curated record